AUGAACGGCCCGGCCUUACCCGAGUUCUGGCCAUUAAGCACCAUUGAAGAUGAUGAACACAGCACGGUGAAGCAUUUCGGAGAGGCUGUGAAAGUAGUUCCACCAGAGCCGCACCUAGCGUCAAAACGGACCUCGUGCCACCCGUGUUUCCACGUGUUUGUCAGCCCGGAGAUCAGUGGCAUCUCGGAGGCCUCGACUCCGCGGACCCCCAUCACUUCCCCGAGCGACAGUUCCCUUAAUAAUUGGGUACUCAAAGAAUCUUCAACAGGGGUUUCUUCGGACGUACAGGCAGAUGAAGCCGAAGAGAACUCUCCACUGGUUUGCACUCGGUCAUCGAAUAAUAAUUUAGGAUCCUCCACUUCGUCCAUUAAGCAGUUCCUUAGGAACACGGUCGCCUUGGUCAGAGCAGGAGAGUCCUUCACGUCUGUAAAGCAACUUUUUUACAACUUCAUGAAGCAGAAUUCCAGCCCCUCGGAAGAGGAGCUCGCCAGUCGUCGUUUGACCCAAGAUUCCACUUCCCAGAUAGUCCGCUCGGAGAACCCCUAUCUGUGCGAGUCGAACGAUACGCUUGCAUCGAACCGCACUGCCCACUUUAACACUCCCAGCACCUCGCAAAUAUCUACCUGUACGCGCCGCUCCAACUACUUAUUCAACCCCCUGAUAUACGACAUGCCAACCAGCUGGCUCUCAGACGUCUCCCCACUGACGGGAUACACGUCCCACUCCAUCCAGCAGAGUCCUAAAGAAGCUGGCUACCAGAGCGAUGUUUCCCAGAAAUCCCAUGCUUCUGCUCAGCCCCAAUCGAAGAGCCAAGAUGUUGCUUCCAUUCAGACACAAUCGGAAAGCCAAGAAGUCGCCUUGUUAAACUCGAAAACACUGUCUGCUGAGGGUGGCCUGUCAUGCAUUCUCCCGAAAAUGGACUUGAGUCCAGAACAGCCUGAGGGCAAAGAAAUCAAGGCAUCGCCCCGACAGCCAGAGACUCUAACCCUGGUGAGCGGUAUCUGGACAACCACCCACAUUCGAGGUCGCGGGGGUUCCAGCAGUAGGUCCUUACCACACAUUCUGCGAAAAACCACGAAAAGCUUAACCUGGAGGUCACCCAAGAUGUCACCUUGGAGAAAGGCACUCACCACCGCGGCUUCGGAACCCGCCAUCGCUCUGGAGGCAACCCAAGACAACCAAUCGCCGAGAUCGAGUCGGUCAAGCCGAAAAAGUAGUCAGGUGUCGGUCGGACAAGAUGGAAGGAAGACACCGCAGAUGUCGCCCAAAAACUCUGUAACUUCCGGAAUGUCACAGAAAGCGGACGAAGUACUGGAUAAAGAGCCAAGUUCCCAGAUUGAACAAAUAAUCAUACCCUCCCAAAAUGAACCACAAAAUCUGCAACGGAGUAGCCAGAUUUCACGUAGAGUAAAUUUCGUGUUCGCCAUUGUGAGUCCCGAGGAGGCUUCUCCGAGCCCGCCAGGAGAGAGCACUGACAAGGAGGUCGAAGAGAAUUCCACCUGUCGUACUUUCCAGGAGGAGUGCAAGUGCCACCAUUGCCAGGACAUGCGAAGAGCCGUUAAGCGGGUAGAGUACUUCCAGUCACCAGAGGGCCAGAAGCGGAUGGAGACCAAGCUGCUGGCGAAGAACUUGUUCAUGGACCUUUGUGCACUUUCGAAGGUUCGCGAGGAGAUCCAGGCCACUCUAUACGGCACUCAAAAUCACCCGCCGGCGCGUGUCAGCUAUCCGGUGUGCAUCUGCGGCGCUUCCCGGCUGGACGGCGGAUCACUGACCCUCAACUGGUUCACCCACGACCUGGAGUGCGUGGACCACUUUGAGUUCUUCGUGGACGACAGGCCGAGCAAGAGCGUAUUCAACAAGCGGGCCACCACCACUGUGCUGAUCGACGUGAACGCCUCGAAGGCGCAUCGGCUAAUGAUGCGUGCCGUACCCGUGCGCGGAUUCGGACCACAGGCCUCGCCAGUGGACAAACUUAUUUCGGAAGUGGCUGCCGGUCACAUGCGAAAUGUGCAGCAGGGCCAGCUGUUUCCGCGCUGCCUCAAGUUCCUCGACGCCGAGCCACAGCGGUCGCUGGUGGACUACUGGACGGACAGCGAGUUCCUGUACAUGCCCACCUGUGCCCAGCCCCCGUGCAAGAAGGGCCGCUAAUAAUGAUUUAUGAACAGUGGGCCAGGGUUGGCAACAGUUGGGUGAACAUAAAUUGAUUACUUUAA
Messenger RNA from Drosophila serrata, 2213 nucleotides. RefSeq lists its product as uncharacterized. The record is from RefSeq and is a predicted model, not a curated record. NCBI's taxonomy places the organism in Eukaryota, Metazoa, Arthropoda, Insecta, Diptera, Drosophilidae.